AUGAUUAAUGCUAAACUUGUUACAUGUGGAUUGUGCCAAAGUUAUUAUUCUGAUCCUCGGCAGAUCCCUUGUUCACAUUCAUUCUGCUUUGAUUGCAUAUCGGGACGUUUCGAUGAGGAGUCAUUACAGUUAUCAUGUCCACAAUGUAAAAAACUUCAUCAAUAUAAAUCACUAGAAGAAUUUCAUAAUCGAUGUAUGCGAGAUGGAUUUCUUGCAACAAUGGUAACACAAUUCAAAAGAACUCAAAGUCGUAUGUCACUAACGCCAUCCGUAUUAUCAUCACGACCACCAUCAACAUUUUCACACAUGUCACCAUUUACUUCAUCGACACCAAUACCUCGUACACGAACACAAGAAAUAGAUUUAAAUAAUCAUGCUCAAUCAAGUUCCGAAAGUUCGACACCAUUAGUUCUUAAUCAACAAAGAUCAUCAUCGAUUUCACAACAACCAAUAACACAUUCAUUUAUUGCUAAGUGCCAAUCGUGUAACAUCCGAGGAGACCUAAUUGUAUGUAAUCAUUGUGACAAUGUUAUUUGUAUUAAAUGUGCUGACGAACAUCAGAGUGUUAUUAAUAGUGACGUUAAAAGAGAAUGGGAUCUAUGCAAAGCACAAUUUCAAACAGUUAGUGACAAAUCAGUACGUUUCAGUCAGAGCGAAGAGGAAGCUACUAAUAAAGCACGUAGUCUACAAACAUUUAUUAGUAAGAAAAGUGACAAAUUAAUACAAACAGUGGAAAAUCAAAAGAAUGCAUAUAUUGAUACUAUUAAAAAAUAUUUAUGGGCUUAUAAACAAUCUUUUGCUCAUGAACAAGUCGUUGACGAAUAUGAAUCCAUUGAUAAACGCGUUGAAGAUUUAUUAAAUAAAUCUACAGAUGUCACCUCCGAUAAAGUUGAUGACUUUUUAUUUGAAAUUGAACAUCUUGAAAGUCGAUUAGAUAAUUUAAAUAAAACUCUUGAUUCAAAUCAAUUAAAAUUUCCAUUACUUACAUUACCUGAACAAAUUAAUACAUCAUCACUGUUUGGUACACUCGAAUUUAUUCCAUUGAAUAGUAAUGUAUCAACUACAUUUGAUCCAUGUUCAUUACCAAUGACCAAUGGUUAUAAUCAUUCACAAGCUAAACCUGAAGAGCAAGACUAUGCUUGUGUUGAUUCGUCGAGUAAACAUUUUCCGAAAAGUUUUCUAUCAAGUGCAAUUGAACAAAUUUCAUCAUUAUCUUCGAAUUUUCAUAUACCGAAAAAAAAACUUUUAUGGCAAAUCGAUUAUUUUUCUGUUCCAUACUAUGUUCGAACAUAUGGAAAUCAAUUAUUUAUUUGUGAUAAAUACGGUUCAUUAGCAAUAUAUAAAUUAAAUAAAUCUAAUGAUAUACGUCAAAAACCGAGUUUAGUUCGCGAAAUAAAAUUAUUUAAAGAUUAUCCAAUAUUACCAGCAACUGAUGAAGAUCAAACAAUAAUCGAUUCGUUUGUUGUUUAUAAACUAUGGAUUAUUGUAUUUAAACGGAAAAAGAAUGAACUACAUGGUACUAUCUAUUUAUUUACACACGACGGUAAAUUAAUACAGAAUGGUAAAUGUAUACAUAAUCAUCCAUCACGUGAAUUAACAAUUGAUACUGAAAGAAAUAUACUUUGGUCAUUGGAUCAAAAGCAACUUUGCCUUUUUUACUACGAUCUACCGGAUACACAACAAAAUAAUCCUGAAGAAUAUUUUCACAGUCGUUGUUCACAUGUACAAUUUUCUAAACCAUUUGCGCCCAUACAUAUAUCGGUUAAUAAAAAUGUUUUAGCUGUAUUAGAUAAAAAUCGACAAGCUGUACAUGUUUAUGAUAAACGAACUCGAGAUGAGCUAUACGAACAUGUUAAUAUCUAUGGCAAUUCAACACAUUUUUGUUGGGAUAUGGCAUUAUUUUCCGAUAAUAGCUUACUUAUUAAGCUCGACGAAAUGAGUUCAUUAAAAUCUGGACCAUCAAAACAUAUUUAUUUACAACUUGACAUAACAAAAAAGAAUAAUAUUAUAGGAAUAAUUGAAGAAACUGAUGCGUAUGGGAUGAUGAUCACUUCGACUGAUGAAAUUCUUAUUGGUGUUAGAAUAAAUACAAAAGGCAUCAUCAAAUGUUAUACUUAA
This is a messenger RNA of Rotaria socialis, 2118 nucleotides long. The record is from the annotation of a GenBank genome assembly. NCBI's taxonomy places the organism in Eukaryota, Metazoa, Rotifera, Eurotatoria, Philodinida, Philodinidae.